AUGCCAAUCAGAGACAGAACCUAUUCGCUGCCUACAGCUAGCCUUCAUGUUGGCUUACCAGCAACAGAAGAACAUCAUCACGCUAAGAAAAUUCAAUUAUCUGAAUUGGAUGAAGAAAUAACCGACUAUAAAUUAUGCACAGUUGGUAAAAAAUGUGUCGGCAAAUCAGCUUUAACACAACGCUAUACGACUGGCAAAGUCAAACAAGAUAAAAACGACGUCCUACUUAACAAUUUUCAUCAAGGAACUGUCUUCAAAACAACUGACGAAAUUGAUGGCAUUCAGUCUUCCUUACAUAUUUUGGAUACCAUUGGCCAAGACAGCAAUGGUAAAAUUCCAUCUGAAUAUCUAAGAAGAAUGGAUGGAUUUGUUGUUGUAUACUCAGUUACUGAUCGAUUAAGUUUUCAAAUGGCAAGACAGUUUGUCGAACAAAUAGUUAUGAGAAAGAAAUGGUGGACUAGUCGCAAAAAGACUAAACUACAAAGUUUGCCAUUGGUUAUUGUAGCUAAUAAAACUGAUUUGACUGACCAACGUAUGGUCAGCCGAAAGGAAGGCGAAGAAUUAGCUUGGGAAUUUGGCUGUUCAUUUUAUGAAUGUGCUGCAACGUUAAAAGGCAACUCAUAUCGUGUUCGUAGUAUAUUCCACGAUGUUGUCAAUCAAAUACGAUGUGUUCUGCAAGAAAAGGUUCAAAUUACGGAAACAAGUAAGGUACCUCGUAUGAUCCAAAGGAUUUCUUCGUUUAAAAAACGUAAUCAAAGUGCGCCGUGUCUUGAACAAUCCGAGAAAUAUCAGCCAAGGCCAAGAUCUCAUUCUACUGCUUAUUCAGUUUGA
Molecule: messenger RNA, 831 nt
Organism: Trichoplax adhaerens
Lineage: Eukaryota; Metazoa; Placozoa; Uniplacotomia; Trichoplacea; Trichoplacidae
Exons: 4
Coding region: 1-831 (276 amino acids)
Molecular function (GO): GTPase activity; GTP binding
Source: RefSeq, a predicted model, not a curated record